AUGAUUAACAAAUUGGCUGAACUUGAAGACAGAAGUCGACGCAACAACUUAAGAUUCUGUGGGAUUGAAGAAGUUGAAAAUGAAAGCUGGGAGGACAGUGAAAAAAAAGUAAGAGAAUUUUUAAAUAAUAAACUUCAGCUACACGGAAAAUUUGAAAUUGAAAGAGCACAUCGAGUCGGAAAGAAACUACCUGAAAACAAUAAAAAAAACAGAUCGAUCGUAGUCAGAUUUCUUAACUACAAAGACAAAGCCACGAUAUUAAGAAAAUACACGACGAUGAAACUGUGGACUCAAAAGGUUUACAUAAAUGAAGAUUAUAGUGAUCAUACGAUGGAAUUGCAAAAAAAAACUACUGAAUGA
Messenger RNA from Hydra vulgaris (swiftwater hydra), 360 nucleotides. RefSeq lists its product as uncharacterized. The record is from RefSeq and is a predicted model, not a curated record. Gene Ontology annotation, molecular function: single-stranded RNA binding. Gene Ontology annotation, cellular component: ribonucleoprotein complex. Gene Ontology annotation, biological process: retrotransposition. NCBI's taxonomy places the organism in Eukaryota, Metazoa, Cnidaria, Hydrozoa, Anthoathecata, Hydridae.